UUCCAAUUUUUAAUUUUUUUAGUUCAUUAGUUAGUUGUAUAAAUAAUUAACAACCCCAACUAAUUGAUCUUCAAUCAUAUUCACAAUUCAUCAACAAAAACCCCAAAAAACGCAGAGAAAACCAGAAUUAAUAUUCAAUUUUUAGAUUUUCUAAACAUGGUUUCUUUACUAACAUCCUCUAAAACUUUUGUUACAUCAAACAAAUUCACCAUAAAAAGUGCAAUUAUUGGUCCUAAAUACAUUAAGUACCCCAAAAUCACAGAACCAAAACUACCAAAUCAAGCUCAAAAACAAAAAUUCAUCGAUGAUCUUAAUAAGCUUACAAACCUUCCUUCAAAAGAAGCUAAACCAAUUACCAUCACAACCACGAAAAACACGAAAGAAACUAUCAAAUUAUAUACAAUCUUAGUAGGAUUGAGAUGCAUCAAAACAUCGGUAACCAACGUGAGAAUUGGAACUCCUUGUUGUUAAACUCCGUUAACAUGAUCACCUUAACCGCGGCUACAAUGGCCGGUCUAGCCGAGGCUAGUGGACCUCACGGGUUAGGGUUGAAGGUGUCGGCAACAUUACUCUUUGUUGCGGGCACAGGGAUUCUUUUAAUAAUGAAUAAGAUUCAACCAUCUCAGUUGGUAGAAGAGCAAAGAAACGCGGUAAGGUUGUUCAAGAGGCUUCAAAAUAGUAUCCAAACUACACUUUCUCUCCGAACACCAACUCAAGAAGAUGUCGAGGAGGCCAUGGCGAGCGUGUUAGCCUUGGAUAGAGCGUACCCGUUGCCUCUCCUAGGCGCCAUGAUCGAUAAGUACCCCAAGAGUUUAGAGCCUGCUGUGUGGUGGCCGUGUAAGAAACGAUCAACUUCAUCACUAAAACAUAGUUCUUCUAAAGGUAAUGAACAGAAUGGAUGGACUAGGGAGUUGGAGGAUGAUAUACGAGAAAUCGUAGGCGUGACAAAGAGCAAGGAUGUUGAGGAUUAUGUUAGGCUAGGUAACAAGGCAUUGAAGUUGAGCAAAAUGUUAGCUGUCUCGGGGCCACUUCUGACCGGUGUUGCGGCCAUGGGAGCUGCUUGUUUAGGCCAUGGUGGACCGUGGGGAGGGCUCGUGGCGGGUGUGGCGGGGUCUAUGGCAGCUGCAGUGAAUACUAUAGAGCAUGGAGGACAAGUAGGAAUGGUGUUUGAGAUGUACAGAAAUUGUGCUGGUUUUUUUAAGCUCUUGGAAGAAACUGUAAAGUCUACCUUGGAAGAAGGAGACUUACAAAAGAGAGAAAAUGGAGAGGUUUUCGAGUUGAAGAUGGCUUUGCAUUUGGGUCGGAGCUUGUCUGAACUCCGGGAAUUCGCCGACAAAUCAAGAAGAAAUGGAGGUUCUGUUGAUGAGUUUGCUAGCAAGUUGUUUUAAUCUGUUAGUUGUUGAGCAAUUGUAACUAGAGAAUUCUUUUAUUCUUUCAUAAAUUUAGUUUGUUAAUGUAUGUUUAGGUGAUUUUGUUGAUGUAUGAACAUGAAAUUGUAUAUAGCACACGUUUAGGGAAAUGAAAAUACUUGCAUGUCAUCAGUUGGAUGUACAUAUAAAUGUGAAAGCAAGUUUAUGUAUGAAUGCAAGAGAAAAAUAACAUAACUUAUGAUUAAAAGCCGUAAAGAUAAUUGUAAAUGACUAACUUGUUAGCUUCCUAACGAAACACUUUUGUAAAUC
Messenger RNA from Chenopodium quinoa (quinoa), 1679 nucleotides. RefSeq names its product probable F-box protein At4g22030. Bases 420 to 1388 code for a protein of 322 amino acids. The transcript has a single exon. The record is from RefSeq and is a predicted model, not a curated record. NCBI's taxonomy places the organism in Eukaryota, Viridiplantae, Streptophyta, Magnoliopsida, Caryophyllales, Amaranthaceae.